Messenger RNA from Acanthoscelides obtectus, 2944 nucleotides. NCBI's taxonomy places the organism in Eukaryota, Metazoa, Arthropoda, Insecta, Coleoptera, Chrysomelidae. The record is from the annotation of a GenBank genome assembly.
GCUAAAUCCAUUUCUAAUUUAAAUGUUUGUAUAAUAAUUAUUUAUCCGCAUGCUAAAAUUCCCUGAAAAGGUAAUGCUUGAACUAAGGCAUGAUUUUUCGCUUGAAAAUCUAGCGAAAUCUACAAUUUUUGGAAUGAGGUAGGUAUCCCGACUUUUUUCUUGAAUUUUCAUUGUAAAUAUUCUACCUAGAUGAUACCUAUAAAAGCCCUUAAAUAUUUGAAAUUAUCAACUGAUUGUAUGUUUUUGUAGCUACCUAAAUGAUAUCUGAUUCUGUGAGAAGCCCUGCAGAAAAUAAAGUUUGUAUACAUUGAUUUCACUUGCUUAGCUUUAUUACAAGAGAAACUCAUACAGUUAUUAACGCUAGUCUAUCGAAGUUUCACAAGUACGAAAGGCAUAUCCCGAAAUCGGAAACGUUCCUGUGAUUCACAUUCUUCCAUCCUUCAGUUUGGUUUACAGCAGAAGUCACAAAACACAUAAGGCAGAGGUUUAUGGAACAGGCUUACGGCUUAUUCUAGUUUGCACAGCGGUCCUCUGGAGCGCUACCGUACAGCUCGGUGGCGCUGGCUCGGUUCAUACUUCCAUUUUGUAGACUUCUCUCCUCUCUGUCAAGUAUUGACGUGACGAUUUGUCAAUUAAAUGUCAAAAAGUUGAAUUGUUUUGGUUGUGGUAUGUCACUUUUUCAUGUGUGCAUGUUUUGUGAUGUGUUUUCGUUCAAAUCUUUCAAAUGUGCUUAAAUUGUUGAUCGUGGAGGUACACAUGUGUUGAUGCUAAUUACUGUCUAAUUUUUUUGUUCACUUACUUUACUAUUAAGAUAAAUGGAAGAACCUCUAUUGACUGAUUCAGAUGAUGGUGACGACCCAGUUGUUAGAGAGAUACCAAUAAUACAUUCAAAUCAUUUGGAGAAUUACCUACACUUAUUCCAAUUUCCUCUGCAACGACAAGACUCCAAAGAUGAACAAGUUAUUAGAAAAUGUUUUGUUAAACCACAAAAUGAAGAGAUCCAGCUGGAAUUGGCCAUCAAUACCGAUUCACCAAACUUUGACGUUGAUAGGGCUGAAUUUAUACUAAAAGGAACAUUUCAAGAUACUUCAGAUAAAGAUGAACAUUUCAAGAAUAAAAUCAUAGAUAGGGUACUUUUGCAAUCACAAAAGACAAUCAAAGAAGCUAAUAAGUAUGCUGUAGCUACAUAUAAUGGAAAAGAAAUCCAUCUUACAGCUCUUAAAGAAACGAAGAAGAAAACCACGAUGUUGGGUGAGGCCUUUUCUGCAGCGAUGGAAUCAAGAAACGAAUAGAUUUGUAGAAGAAAUAAAAGUAGAUCCCUUAAGUGGAUUUAAAAAUUUUACUUGUAUAUCGUGUGAAGGUUUUGAGUUGCUGGUCAAUGCAGUUAGUCCUCAUAUUGCAAAGCAAGACACCAAAUACAGAAAAUGCGUCCCUGCAGAAGAAUUUAUGCUGAUAGAACGUCAAUUUGAAAAACAUUGGAAUUUCCCUCACUGCAUUGGGGCUAUGGAUGGCUAACAUAUUGUUAUACAAGCUCCAAAUAAUACUGGAAGUGACUUUUUUAAUUACAAAGGCGAUUUCAGCAUUGUACUUUUAGCAUUGGUCGAUGCAAAUUAUAAAUUCACGUAGGUAGAUGUCGGUUGUAAAGGAAGAAUAUCGGAUGGUGGUGUUUUCAAAAAUACGGGUUUCUAUGUUAAUCUUCAGCAAGGACAUUUAAAUUUACCUCAACCUACUGCGCUACCCGGGAGGAAGACACCAAUUCCAUAUGUCAUUGUUGCAGACGAUGAUUUUGCAUUGGAUAUGAAUUUAAUGAAACCAUAUCCCGGUCAACAUGACAAAAGAUCGAAAGAAAGAAUAUUCAAUUAGCGGUUGAGCAGAGCGAGACGUAUUGUGGAAAAUGUACAUAUUUGGGAUUUUGUCCGCUGUAUUUCGCGUACUCUGGAAACCCAUGCUUUUAGCUCCUGAAAAGGCACAAUUAAUAACACUGACAUGUUGUUAUUUGCAAAAUUUUUUGAUGACACAAAACUCGUCUUGACAGCUUUACACUUCUCCUGGCAUUUUCGAUACUGAAAACCGAAUUACCCAUAGCGCUAUCGAUGGAAGUUGGCGGCGCGAUGCACCCAUGGCAAACUUACUACCAUUAAGAAAUGUCGGAAGAAGACCAACUGGCGAUGCGAAAGAUAUAAGGGAAGAACUAGCAAAUUAUUUUCAAACUGACAUGGCAAGAAACACUAGCGUAAAAAGCAUACCUAAGUAUAAGUUAUAAAAUAAUAAAAAAAUUGAAUGUACCUGUUCAUUUAUUUCAUCUUGUGAGUUCAUGCUUGUGUUCGGCUCAUCCCUUGCAUGAAAGAAAUUCAAAUAUGCAUAAGCAAACCAUUUUGGCUUAUAUACAUCUGAAAACCCAGAACCUGAAGAUUUUGAAUCCGAUAUUUCCUUUUUUUCUCUUCGGUAUUGAGCCAAAAUAAUCUUCCAUUUUCUCAUUACCUCAGUCGAGUCACAAUUGAAACUUUGAGCCAACUCUUGAGUGGCUUCGUGUUUUUUGUUUCUAUUCUUAUAAUCAUUGUGACUGGAAUCCCAUAGAAGAGGAUACGUUUCAUCUGCUUGAAUAAAUCUUAUAAUUUGAUCAUUCGUCCAGUCCAUUUUUAAUUUCAUAAAAAAAGUGCGCGUACAAACAAAUGUUUUCACUCCAGGAGUAGAAGCAACGCUGAGUUCGCGAACAACAAGUAUGUACGCACCGACGCGAGUCCACUGCUUGUAUGUGCACGCGCACAAAAGUAACUGAUGUGUGCGCGAACGUUUCCAAAAUGUUCGCGCACAAUUUGCUAUUGUUUGCGUGAGUGAGUCGACCAGAAGAAACAUUUGUGCCGUACACUGUGCAUUAGAGUGCCGCACAGUUCAGCACACUGGUGGAAUCGCAUCUUAUGACAUACCCGAAAACAAUUGAAUU